AUGUUAAUCAUCAUUUUUUUAACAUUUAUUUUAUUCACGUCCGGUCAUAGUUAUAAUUGGUCUGAUCUUGAUAUUCCAGUUGAACAUUCGAUUUAUUUCUUCACAAAUAAUCCUUCCAUACAUAUUCAAUGUCUUCAUGAUAAAGAUCAAUGUCCUUAUUAUGAACAAGCAAAAAAUCUUCCAUCAUCUGAUAUAGCAUGUUGGGGUUAUGAAAAUAAUUGUAAAAAUAAUGCAUCACUUAUUCAAUGUCCUGAUGAUAGUCGUGGUUGGACAACAUCGAAAGAAAAACAAAUAUAUGAAUUUUGGAGAACAGCAGAUUUUGGUUAUAUAUCAGAAAAACGGAAUGAAUUAAGAGAAUUUUGUUCACCAUCACCAUCAUCAUCUCUUGAAUGUGUUGAUCAUUUACGUUUUUGUCGAGCAAAAAAUAUUUUUAUUGAUUUUCGACAUACUCAAACAUCGAAACAUCAUGAUCGUUAUCGAGAAGAUAUACUUAAACCUGGUGAUAUUGGUGGUUAUUGUAAAUUAAAUCAUGAGGAUUUACGAAAAAAUGGUGAUCAUAAAAGUCCAUUACAAAGCUGGUUUUCUGAAUUACAAGUUUUUAAAGAAAUUAAUGAAACCGAUUCAUUUUCUUGUGAUUUAACUAUAACAAAACCAACAAUUAUGAUCAAACUUGAUAGUGGAUAUAAUAUGUAUCAUCAUUUUUGUGAUUUUAUUAAUUUAUAUAUAUCUCAACAUAUGAAUAAUACAUUUACAAAAGAUAUACAAAUUAUUUUCUGGGAUACAAGUAACAAUGAUUAUUGGAGUUUUUUUUCUCCAACAUGGAAUGCAUUUACAUCAAAUCGUCUUAUACAUAUUAAAGAAUUUGAAGGGAAACGUGUAUGUUUCGAAAAUGUUAUUUUUUCAUUUCUUGCUCGAAUGUUUUACGGUUUUUAUUAUAAUAUGCCAUUGAUACCAGGAUGUUCACAAACAAGUUUAUUUCGUUCAUUUCAACAAUAUAUUAUUCAUCGUCUUCAUAUACCACAAUUAGGUCCAUUAAAAUCUAAUCAAGUACGAAUCACAUUAUUAAAUCGUACAACACAAUUUCGACAGAUUUUGAAUGUUAAUGAAAUUGUCGAACAUUUAAGAAAUGUCUCAACAAAUGGAAAUAACGAUUAUAGUAUAAAUGUAGUAGAUUAUAAUGCUCAUAUGCCAUUUAUUCAACAAUUGAAUAUAACGCAUAAUACAGAUAUUUUUAUGGGAAUGCAUGGUGCUGGUUUGACUCAUUUACUUUUCUUACCUGAUUGGGCAACCAUUUUUGAAAUUCAUAAUUGUGAAGAUAAAGAUUGUUAUAAUGAUUUAGCUCGUCUUCGUGGUGUUAAAUAUUUUACAUGGGAAAAUGAAGGUAAAGCUUAUCCACAAGAUGAAGGAAAACAUCCAACAUUAGGAACACCACAUAAAAAAUUUACAAAUUAUGCAUUUGAUAAAUAUGAAUUUACUCGUAUUGUACGUAAAAUGGUUAAAUAUGUUAAAGAACAUCCAGCUUAUCGUGCAGCAAAACGAAUGAAAUAUUCCCCACCGCCAACAUUAGAUAUUCAACAGCAAAAUACAAAAACAAGCAAAGUUGAAUUUUAA
Adineta steineri is the source of this 1611-nucleotide messenger RNA. The record is from the annotation of a GenBank genome assembly. NCBI's taxonomy places the organism in Eukaryota, Metazoa, Rotifera, Eurotatoria, Adinetida, Adinetidae.